Molecule: messenger RNA, 3832 nt
Organism: Ochotona curzoniae (black-lipped pika)
Lineage: Eukaryota; Metazoa; Chordata; Mammalia; Lagomorpha; Ochotonidae
Gene: CORO2A
Product: coronin 2A
Exons: 12
Coding region: 79-1650 (523 amino acids)
Biological process (GO): actin filament organization
Molecular function (GO): actin filament binding
Source: RefSeq, a predicted model, not a curated record
GGGAUUCGGCUGGCGGCGAGCAACGCGGAGCCGGAGCCGGACGCCGCCGCCGCCGGCACCUGCGCGGCCGUCAGCAAGAUGUCAUGGCACCCCCAGUACCGGAGCUCCAAGUUCCGGCACGUCUUCGGCAAACCAGCCAGCAAGGAGAAUUGCUAUGACUCCGUGCCCAUCACCCGCAGCGUGCACGACAACCAUUUCUGUGCCGUGAACCCCCACUUCAUUGCCGUCGUGACUGAGUGUGCCGGUGGGGGCGCCUUCCUUGUCAUCCCUCUGCACCAGACAGGAAAGUUGGACCCCCACUACCCAAAGGUGUGUGGGCACCGAGGGAACGUCUUAGACAUCAAGUGGAACCCCUUCGAUGACUUUGAGAUCGCUUCCUGUUCUGAAGAUGCCACGAUCAAGGUCUGGGCCAUCCCCAAGCAGCUGCUCUCCAAAAACCUCACGGCCUACAGGAAGGAGCUGGUGGGCCACUCGCGCAGGGUGGGCCUUGUGGAGUGGCACCCCACAGCCGCCAACAUCCUCUUCAGCUCCGGCUAUGACUACAAGGUGAUGGUUUGGAACCUGGAUACGAAGGAGUCGGUCAUCAUGAGUCCCGUGCGGACGAUCACCUGUCAUCAGGAUGUCAUCCUUUCCAUGUCCUUCAAUACCAACGGCAGCUUGCUGGCCACCGCCUGCAAAGACCGCAAGAUUCGGGUCCUCGAUCCCCGAAUGGGGACCGUCCUCCAGGAAGCCAGCUACAAGGGGCAUCGAGCCAACAAGGUGCUGUUCCUGGGCAACUUGAAGAAGCUGCUGUCCACAGGCACGUCCCGAUGGAACAACCGGCAGAUGGCCGUGUGGGACCAGGACGACCUCUCUGUGCCUCUCACAGAGGAGGACCUGGACGGCUCCUCAGGAGUGUUGUUUCCCUUCUACGAUGCCGACACCAACAUGCUCUACGUGGUGGGGAAGGGAGACGGCAACAUCCGCUACUACGAGGUAAGCGCCGACAAACCUCACCUGAGCUACUUGACCGAGUACCGCUCCUAUAACCCGCAAAAGGGAAUCGGUGUCAUGCCAAAGAGGGGUCUCGACGUGUCCGCCUGUGAGAUCUUCCGCUUCUACAAGCUCAUCACCACUAAAAGCCUCAUUGAGCCCGUGUCCAUGAUUGUGCCUCGCCGAUCGGAAUCUUACCAGGAGGACAUCUACCCACCCACGGCAGGGGCCCAGCCCUCACUCACAGCCCAGGAGUGGCUCAGCGGGAUGGACAAGGGGCCUGUCCUGGUGUCCCUUAGACCAGGGUCCCAGAUGCUGAGUCCCCGGGCACUGCCUGCAGAGAGAUCCAUGUCCAACUCUGUGGGCCCAACCCCAGCCCUGGCCCUGGAUCGCUCGGAGAAGCUGAGCAUGGUGGACGGCCGGAAGCCCUUUUCCCUACGGGAGGAGAAGGUACCCAGGAGGACAGCAGAACACAGGCUGGAGGAGAAGUCCUGGCUCACCAACGGCUUUGACAUUUUCGAAUGCCCCCCACCAAAGACAGAGAAUGAGCUGCUGCAGAUGUUCUACCGGCAACAGGAGGAGAUCCGGAGGCUGCGGGAGUUGGUGACCCAGCGGGAGGUGCAGGCCAAGCAGCUGGAACUAGAGAUCAAAAACUUGCGGAUGAGCUCAGAGCAAUGAGUCGGGGAGACCGCCCUCCUCGCCCUCAGGGACCCCCGCUCGGCUCCAUGGGGAGGCCCAGGACCAAACUGCAAGUCCCCUCUCCCCCCCGCUCCAAGAACAGCCACUAUUUCUAUAUUUUUUACCAGAAAACGAAAGCUCUUGGUCGCUGAAAGAGAUUCUGAUGGGAUGUGGUGCAUUUUGUUGUUUUUGUUUUUUGUUUUUCUAUCUGCCUUCCCGCAGCACCAGUUCCUGAAUUGAGUUGGUUUUUUGUUUUAGUUGGGUAUGGAACAGGGUGGGAAGUUAAGAGCUGGAAGGACCCAGGAGCCCACCCUGGUGGUGGUGUUUGCACAGCAAUCCGUGGAGUAGAGGCCAAAGGCUGCACCUCUGGUCCCAGAUGAGCCCUGCACCCAUCUGCUACAUGUGUGGAGCUGCUGCAGCAAACGCAGUGGGUAGAAAACCAAUGAGCUGGCCCAGCACCCUCCUAUUUUUUUCUUUUACAAGUGGGGAAACUGAGGCCCAGAGAGAGUCCAGGGAGGUCUGUCUCAUGGCAGGGCUGCCAGGCUCCUGGGCUCCUGUGUCUGCCAGGACUGCUCUGAUGCAGGUCUUGUCCCAUGGAACAAGCACCCGCUGCUACUGGCCUGAACUGGCUUGGUGACCUCUUCAGAGUCCUUCCCUUCGGCGGGACCUAUCACUAUCAGAGACCUCUGACCUUGGGAAGGCCACUUGUGGAGUGAUAUCAGGCUUGCAGAAACUCCCAGACCAUUGGCACAGUAGUGGAGGGCAAUGAACUUGGCAGCAGUGAAUCAAAGUUCAGGCCAGACAGGCCUCCUGGCCAGUUGUAGAUAAGGCGCUGUCCUUUCUGUGCCCUUGACUGGUGGCUGCCAUCAGCCAGGCCCUGAGGGGGAAGGAGGGCAUUGCCCACCUCCUGGAUGGCCCUCCGGACGGGUGAGACUGCAAGAGCUGCGACAUGGGGAUUAGAGGGCCCCAGAGCUGUGUUCUGGCCCCAGAGUUUGUCUGUUGGGCUUCCUUUGUGGGCCAGCUCCUCUGCUGGCUGCUCACCAGACAACAUCCUGCCAGAGAACAGGGAAGUAGGGGCGAGUGUGUGUGUGGGCGUGGGGUGUGGUGUUUGUUGCACUGCACUCAGGGAGGGGUUUUGGAGUUCUAACAGGGACUGUGGGGCGGGGGGUGGGGGGAAAGCUCUGUGAACAGGUACCCAGGGACCCUCCACCUCAGACCCCUUAGUUGAAGCUGGGGCCUGACCUGGCCUUGCAGGUGAUUUUUAAGCCCCCUGAGUGGGGUGGUGGAGGUUCUACAUACAGUGCCCAGUGGAAAGGGGAGACCCACUAAGCUGGUCCUCUGUAUGUGUGUGUACUAAAGAUGAAGAGGGGAGGGAGCCCCAGCAAAGAGACCCUGUGCCCCAUACAGCACCCUGGGGGCACCCUUUGUUCCUGUCUGAAAUACCAGCCAGGCUCGCCUUCCUGUGUGAUGCCAGGCCCUGCCUGGGAAGUGGGGGACCUCCCCUGGCACCUACAAAAGCCCCCUCAACUGCAUGCACUAUCAUCGGCUACUCUGACACAGGGCCAGCUGGCAGGAGGGUGACAGUCACAGGAAGACCAGCCUCAAGCUCGAGCUGACUGAGGUGGGAGUGAGGCCAGAAAGCCCCCCAUGCCCCCGACGAGACCCCAUCCUCACCUUGAAACACUGCAUCUUUGAACAAACCUGUGCUUUCUUUUUUUUACAUCUCAAAUAAAUUAUUUAAAUUAUUUCAUAGCAAGGGAGAGGGAUAAGUAAUUUUUAUGCUAUUUUUAAGGCAUCUAUUUUUUUAAUACCAUUUUUGUGUGUGUUCUUGCGCCUGUCCAAGUGGAACUACCCAGCAUUCAGCCCCUUCGUCCCCCUUCACCUCCCGGGGCUGGCACCUGUCCUAGCUCUGCACCGUGGCGCCCCCUAUCUGUUGACUCAGGAACUGUCCAAGCAUGAAGUCCGCCCCCCCUCUGCCCCCCACUGGGAGAUAAGCUGCCUACAAAUUGUGCUUCCUGGAACAAAACUUGAGAUUGUGUCCCAGCAGGAAACAGGAAGUCAGAAACUGAUCUUUUCAUAGGAAACCGUGCCUGAAACUGUUUGGAUGAUUGUUUUAAUGUUUCUGAAAUCCCUUAUACCUUUGUAAAAAAAAAAUAAUAAUAAUAAAAGAAAUGAAAGUAAA